Molecule: messenger RNA, 2624 nt
Organism: Striga asiatica
Lineage: Eukaryota; Viridiplantae; Streptophyta; Magnoliopsida; Lamiales; Orobanchaceae
Source: the annotation of a GenBank genome assembly
AUGCAGAAGAAAGAUGGUGCCGCAGAGAUGUAUGUCGACGUCGAUGAUUUGCUGGCAAUUUUGUACAUUUUGAAGCUUGAUAGAUCAAUAUAUGAUUUGGUGGGCAAUUCCACAGCCGGAAAUUGCAGAUAUAGUCAAGUUAUUCCAUUAGGCCUUCACGGAAGAUUAGACAUCGACACAAAAUAUGGCUACACAAAAGGUUUUCUACCUCAGGGCAGCAGGAAAUAUUUCCCUUUGCGUCAGCCCACAACCCAACAAGUAAUGGUGGACACAAUAUCUGCUGGUCAAACUACAAUAUUAAGCGUUGGUUCAAGUACCAAUUUGGCAAUUUUCCUAAUGUCCAAUCCACAUUUGAAGAAAAAUAUAGAGCAUAUAUACAUCUUGGGUGGCAGUUUGAGCCCCAGGCGCAUAAAUUGCCCCACAAGUUACACAUCAUCAUGCCCUAGUGGCAAUGUAUACACGGCUGACAAAACCGCUCCAUCUUCGGAGUACAACUUUUUUACCGACCCUUUUGCUUCGUACCAGGUAUUACACUCUAGGAUUUCGAUAACUCUUGUCCCACUUGGCGCAACGGACACUAUCCCCAUUUCAAGCCAAUUUAUGGAAGAAUUUGAGAAGAACCAACACACUUUUGAGGCACAAUACUGUUUCAAGGUCUUGAAAAUGAUGCGUGAUACUUGGGGCCCAAAUUUCUUCGACAUUUUCUUCAUGUGGGAUUCAUUUUUAGCUGGCGUGGCUACUUCAAUCAUGUCCAAAAAAAACAACAUAAACGGGGAAAAUGAAUUUGCUGACAUGGAGUUUAAGAAUAUCACGGUCAUCACUUCCAACAAGCCCUAUGGGAUAUGCAAUGAUUUAUCAAACCCCUUAUUUAUUGACUGUAACAAACCCAAGUUCAACUUGAAGAGAAAAUGCGUUCAUAGUGGCCAUGUUUGGAAUGGAUUAGGAGAUCCUUUGUGCAUUCCCCCAUCUGUACAUACCCAGGACGGAUCUACACAAGAAGUAACUGGUAAAGAAGGAGUGCGUGUUCUUGUUGCUCUAAGAGCAAAGCCUAAUCCUGAGAAGAAUAGUAGAUUAGACAAAGCUUUCUACCAAAACUUUCUUGAUGUCAUAAACCAACCACAACAAAGAGGAAAGUACAACUUCACAACACAGUUUCCUCACUACAGACAAGUCGCCAAUUUGCCAGAUUUUGUGGAAAGAAAACUUGGAAAGGCUGUUGUUUUUGACAUGGAUAUGAGUCCUGGAGAUUUUUUGGCCCUCAUUUAUCUCCUCAAAGUACCUGUCGAAGUAAUACAUCUCAAGGCAAUACUAGUGACUCCUACUGGAUGGGCAAAUGCAGCAACAAUCGACAUUAUCUAUGAUUUGCUACACAUUAUGCAACGGGAUGAUAUCCUUGUUGGCCUUGGAAAUACAUAUGCAACUAAUCAGACUUAUCCCAACUUCAAAUCCAUUGGAAGCUGCAGGUAUAGAAAAGCCAUCCCAAAAGGCGCAGGAGGCUUUCUCGACUCAGACACAUUAUACGGCUUCGGACAUGAUUUGCCUCGAAGCCCUCGAAGGUACACAUCAGAGAAUUCGGUGAGAUAUGGUGCUCCUCAAGACACUGAACACCCAGAACUUAGGCAACCACUGGCUUUAGAGGUGUGGGAUUUGGUUAUCAAAUCACUGGGCUCCACAUCUAAAGUUACCGUCUUGACAAACGGGCCAUUGACAAGUCUUGCGCAAAUUCUUUGUCCGAAUAAGAAGUCUACAUCUCAGAUUCAGGAAGUUAUUGUAGUUGGAGGACAUAUCAGCCAAAAUAUAGAUGAUGGAGGAGAUGUGAAAAACAUUCCCUCGAACAAAUAUGCAGAGCUCAACAUGUUUCUUGAUCCUUUGGCUGCAAAGACAGUUUUCGACUCGAACCUCAACAUCACCCUCAUCCCUCUAGAUGUCCAACGUGGGGUCCGCCAAUUCAGUAUGGCCCUCUCAGCUCUCAAAACAAAAACUACUCCAGAGGCUGUAUUUGUCACGAAUUUUCUCUCCACAUUGGAUUGGUUAAAUAAGGUUCAUCAUAGCUACAAAGACAUUGACAUGUUCGUUGGGGAAAUUCUUGGAUCGGCAAUCUUAGCUGGUCAUGAUUCGUUUCUCAAAACGACAAGUUAUUCACUUAAGAAAGUUAAAGUUUUGUCAACAGGUAACGAAUCUGAAGAUGGAUGGAUGAUUAGUGAUCAAAACAAAGAUAAUACAGUGAGGGUAUUGGAAAAGGUGAACCCACUAGCUUUUUACGAUACUUUUGCGAAUCGACUUGGUGCUAAGGAGCAAUCGGCUAAAACCGGAAGCUUUUCUGUGAAGAAGAGCAGAGGAAAAUAUUGAGAUAGAUGAAAAUGGCAUCAAGAAAAGAUGCCAUAGUUCCUACAGGAAGGUCACUUGAUAACAUGUUUUUAAUUUUCAAUAAAAGAAAUAGUAAUAAGGUGCCAGAAAUAUCGUACGCACCUUUUUCUGCUUUUGGUUUGGUUUUACCAAUUUCAGUUGAAGCAUGUUGUGAGCAAAGACUACUGGAAUGAGGAUCCUUAAAAAAUCAAUAAUUAGCUCUUCUAUAUUCAAAAGUUAUCAUCUUGAGUUCAUUAAAAAUAACUACUUUCAAGAAA